Aethina tumida (small hive beetle) is the source of this 420-nucleotide messenger RNA. RefSeq lists its product as uncharacterized. The coding region runs from base 1 to 408 and encodes 135 amino acids. The record is from RefSeq and is a predicted model, not a curated record. NCBI's taxonomy places the organism in Eukaryota, Metazoa, Arthropoda, Insecta, Coleoptera, Nitidulidae. The transcript has 3 exons.
AUGAAUCCAGUCCUCGAUUUGCAGUACUACACGGUCAAUUGCUCGCCGAUGAAUAUGAGAGUGGCAACGCUCAUUUUCGCGGUGGUUCUCCUCUACGGAUGCGUCCAUUCGAAAACCGUCUUCGACAAUGGGAUAGAACCUCUGCAGCCCUCGUUGGGAUUUAAUAACAUACCGGUGUUUGCCAAUAUGCUCAGGAGGAGAUGUCCUGUUUGCGAUUCGUCGGUUUACAGUUACUGCAGUGACAAGUUGUUCCACGACUCUUGCUGUUGCAACCGUCCCAGCGGUCCCUAUGAUCGUCUUCCGUUUCAAUGCCAGUUUGCAGACUGCAGUUUCCUGCACGCCAACAGUUGUCAGGAACACAGACUCAUCACAGCAUGUUGCUGUACCAAUUAUUUAUACAAAAAAUAGAUGAUAUGUACU